UGCAGUUCCCUCAGCCCACCGUGCUUUACCGAGGAGGACCGGUUCAGCCUAGAAGCUCUCCGCAUGAUCCAUAAGCAAAUGGAUGAUGACAAAGAUGGUGGUAUUGAAGUAGAUGAAAGUGAUGAGUUUCUAAGGGAAGAUAUGCAAUACAAGGAUGCCUCUAAUAAACAUAGUCACCUGCACAGAGAAGACAAACAUAUCACAAUUGAGGAUCUGUGGAAACGCUGGAAAACAUCUGAAGUUCAUAACUGGACUCAAGAGGACACUCUACAGUGGCUAUCAGAAUUUGUUGAACUGCCCCAAUAUGAAAAGAACUUUAGAGAUAGCAAUGUCAAUGGGACAACACUUCCCAGGAUAGCAGUAAAUGAACAAUUGAAAAUAAUAGACCGGAGCCAUAGACAAAAGCUUCAGCUUAAAGCCUUGGAUGUUGUUUUAUUUGGACCUCUCACACGUCCCCCUCACAACUGGAUGAAGGAUUUUAUAUUAACAGUUUCUAUAGUUAUUGGUUUUGGAGGCUGCUGGUUUGCGUAUACACAGAACAGAACCUCAAGAGAACAUAUCACAAAAAUGAUGAAGGACUUAGAAAGUCUCCAAACAGCAGAGCAAAGUCUUCUUGACUUGCAGGAAAGGCUUGAGAAGGCACAAGAAGAAAAUAGAAAUGUUGCUGUGGAAAAGCAAAAUCUGGAGCGCAAAAUGAUGGAUGAGAUCAAUGAUGCAAAACGGGAAGCUCAUCGCCUAAGGGAGCUGAGGGAGGGAGCUGAGUGUGAGCUUAGCAGGCUCAAAUACGCAGAGGAAGAGCUAGUACAGGUCCGCAUGGCUUUAAAAAAGGCUGAAAAGGAGUUUGAGCUGAGAAGUAAUUGGUCUGUUCCUGAAGCUUUGCAGAAGUGGCUUCAGUUAACACAUGAAGUUGAAGUACAAUACUACAACAUCAAAAGACAGCAUGCAGAGAUGCAGCUAGCAAUUGCCAAAGAUGAGGCAGAAAAGAUAAAAAAGAAGAGAAGCACUGUAUUUGGCACAUUACAUGUUGCACACAGUUCCUCCCUGGAUGAAGUGGACCAUAAAAUCCUUGAAGCAAAGAAAGCGCUCUCCGAGUUGACGACAUGUUUGCGAGAGCGUCUUUAUCGAUGGCAACAGAUUGAGAAGAUCUGUGGUUUUCAAAUAGCCCACAAUUCUGGGCUACCAAGCUUGACCUCCUCUCUCUACUCUGACCACAGCUGGGUAGUUAUGCCUCGAGUUUCCAUUCCUCCUUACCCAAUUGCAGGGGGAGUCGACGACUUAGAUGAAGAUACUCCUCCAAUAGUUUCACAGUUUCAUGGGUCCAUUGUAAAACCUCCCAGCACACUGGCAAGAAGCAGUAGCUUGUGUCGAUCGAGACGCAAUGUUGUGCCAUCAUCUCCACAGUCUCAGCAUGCUUUGCACUCCCCUGACCCUGACAUCCUUUCUGUGUCGAGCUGCCCAGCUCUUUAUCGAACUGAAGAGGAGGAGGAAGCCAUUUACUUCUCUGCUGAUAAACAAUGGGAAGUACAGGAAACAGGUUCGGAAUGUGACUCCUUAAAUUCAUCCACUGGAAGGAAGCAGUCUCCUCCAGCAAGUCUUGAGAUGUACCAGACACAUUCUCCUCAGAAAGUAUCCCCAGAAGAAUUCUCACUGGAGGAAUCAUCUACAGGAGACUCUUCUUCUCUAACUGCAGAUAUUUCUAGGGGCUCUCCUGACUGUGUAGGCAUGGCAGAAACUAAGAGCAUGAUCUUUAGUCCUGCAAGCAAAGUUUAUAAUGGAAUUCUGGAGAAGUCCUGCAGCAUGAACCAGCUCUCAACUGGGAUCCCAGUCCCAAAGCCUCGGCACACCUCGUGCUCUUCAGCCAGCAGUGAUAGUAAGCCCAGCCAUGAAGCUGCUUCUGUCCCUAGGAUAAGUAGCAUCCCACAGGACCUGUACCAAAAUGGUGAAAAAAACAAAAAGCCAUCGAAAAUAAAAAGCUUCUUUAAGAAGAAGUGUAAGUGAAGUGGGAAGAAGAAACCUGUAGAAAUGUUGUAAGAACUCUAUUUUUUAAAUCUUUGGGAAUGUAAUUCCAUUUGAGCAUUCCAGACUGGAUGCCCUAGUGGAAUGCUCUGUAGGUCAUCUAUAUUUAACUGACUGUACUGUCAAAGGUCAUGCCAGCUGUCAAUGAGAAAUCAUUAAAAAGUUCAGACAGUUUACAUUCAUUUCUGCCUAUUUAUUUCUUUUUUUUUUAUUUUUUCU
This is a messenger RNA of Merops nubicus (carmine bee-eater), 2235 nucleotides long. It is a transcript of the gene STIM2, whose product is annotated as stromal interaction molecule 2. The transcript is spliced from 11 exons. Gene Ontology annotation, cellular component: plasma membrane; endoplasmic reticulum. The coding region runs from base 64 to 1998 and encodes 644 amino acids. The record is from RefSeq and is a predicted model, not a curated record. Gene Ontology annotation, molecular function: calcium channel regulator activity; calcium ion binding; protein binding. NCBI's taxonomy places the organism in Eukaryota, Metazoa, Chordata, Aves, Coraciiformes, Meropidae. Gene Ontology annotation, biological process: store-operated calcium entry; intracellular calcium ion homeostasis; activation of store-operated calcium channel activity.